This is a messenger RNA of Microthlaspi erraticum, 867 nucleotides long. The record is from the annotation of a GenBank genome assembly. NCBI's taxonomy places the organism in Eukaryota, Viridiplantae, Streptophyta, Magnoliopsida, Brassicales, Brassicaceae.
AUGACCGGUAAGGAGAUUCUCCACAAGAUGAAGGAAUCCGUUAAGGAGAAAGUUGGGCUCGGAGCAUCUGCAUCUGCAGAUUCAGGGAAAGGGAAGAGCAAGAUGUCGAAGCAGAUCACGCAUGGCUUCCACCUGGUGAAAGGGAAAGCUUUCCAUGAGAUGGAGGAUUACGUGGUUGCCAAAUUCAAGGAAGUCGAUGACAACGAGCUUGGCCUCUUCGCUAUCUUCGAUGGCCAUCUCAGCCACGAGAUCCCAGACUAUUUGUGCUCCCAUUUGUUUGACAACAUCUUGAAUGAGCCGAAUUUCUGGCAAGAGCCGGAGGUGGCGAUAAAGAAAGCUUAUUAUAUAACCGAUACGACGAUUCUAGACAAGGCGUCUGAUUUGGGGAAAGGUGGUUCCACUGCAGUCACUGCGAUUCUGAUCAACUGCCAGAAGCUGGUUGUUGCUAACGUUGGCGACUCGAGAGCUGUGAUCUGCAAAGAUGGUGUUGCCAAGCAGCUCUCUGUUGAUCACGAGCCGAACUUGGAGAAGGAUGAGAUUGAGAAUAGAGGCGGAUUCGUUUCUAACUUCCCUGGGGACGUUCCUAGAGUUGAUGGACAGCUUGCUGUGGCAAGGGCGUUUGGUGAUAAGAGUUUGAAAAUGCAUUUGAGCUCAGAGCCAUAUGUUACUGUGGAGAGUAUUGACGAUGAUGCAGAGUUUCUUAUCCUAGCAAGUGAUGGACUCUGGAAGGUCAUGUCGAAUCAAGAAGCUGUUGACUCGAUCAAGGGAGUGAAAGAUGCGAAAUCUGCAGCAAAGCAGCUCUCCGAGGAGGCUGUUGCAAGGAGAAGCUCAGACGAUAUUUCAGUCGUCGUCGUCAAGUUUCAGUGA